CGCGGCUCCGGUGGACGGAAAUCGUCUGGCGCCCCCGGGCAUCAUGUUCAACAACAAGAAGCAGCCGCUGAUGAAGGCCCGCUCGCUGCCGGACAUGGAGCACAGGAUGAAGAAGCGACAGAAGCUGCUGCUGCUCCGCGGCGAGAUGCGCUCCAACUCCGAGACCAAGUUUGACGAGACGGCCCUGGCCAAGGCGCGCAACCAGCUGCAGAACAUGCCGUACAUGAAUCCACAGAACAAAUCGGUGGCCAAGAGCUUCCGCUACAUGCGCCGCAAGCCGACCAUCAUCGCCUUCAAGACGCCGUCGUCGGACAGCCUGGCCGUGGACGAGGGCAGCCGCACGCCUCGCAACGAGAGCCGCGAGGCCAGGAUGGAGGAGGGCCGCUUCGAGGCGGCUGCCAUGACGGAGGGCGAGGCCGUCCAGUACCCGGUCGGAAAGCCGCUGGAGAUCUACAUUGACGGUCCGUACGGCACUCCGUCCAGUCACAUUUUCCGCGCGCAGCACGCUGUGCUGAUUGGCACCGGGAUCGGCGUCACACCGUUCGCCUCCAUCCUGCAGUCCAUCAUGUACCGCUACUGGAAGAACCGACACCGCUGCCCGCGCUGCGAGCACGAGUUCACCUCCGAGCUGCCCGAGGGCAUCAUGAACCUGAAAAAGGUGGACUUUUUCUGGAUCAACCGCGACCAGCGUUCGUUCGAGUGGUUCGUGAACCUGCUCUCACAGCUGGAGAUUGAACAGGCCGAGCAGGGAGGCGUCAUGGACCGCUUCCUCGACAUGCACAUGUACAUCACGUCGGCGCUGCAGAAGACGGACAUGAAGGCCGUGGGCCUGCAGCUGGCCCUCGACCUGCUGCACGAGAAGGAGAAGCGUGACAUGAUCACCGGCCUGAAGACGCGGACGAUCGCGGGCCGGCCCAACUGGAACAAGGUGUUCCGUCAGAUCCAGGAGCAGAAGAAGGGCAAGGUGACGGUGUUCUUUUGCGGCCCGCCGCAGCUCUCCCGCACGCUGCGCUACAAGUGCGACGAGUUCGGCUUCAAGUUCCGCAAGGAGAACUUCUGAGUGGUCAGCGUGAGUGGGCUCGCUGAAGAGGGGAGAAGGAAGACGUGGAAGCGCCUGUUGAAAGAAGACACUGUUGUAAGAGUGCUCGGUUGAGCGUGAACAUGUGUAACGAUGCUGCCGUAAGUAGGGUAGAGACAACGAUGGCUUAUGCUUUAGCGUGGAGUUUGUAAGGGAUAGAGCGCCGUGAGGGUCGUCGCCCAGAAACCGAAUGACCGACCUGCGGAGUCACUGAGUUGUAGGAGUACCCGCUGAAGGAGGACCCGCUCCGUUACCGUGCGUCCAUGACUGUGUGUCCGAGGUUGAGAAAUGCUGAGUGAGAAGUCCUCUUCAUGGGCUGAGUUCGAGAAGAGGGAUGUGGGAGUGAUCGUUUGAGAAGACUGCGUUGCUGGCGAUGGAUGGUGCUUCCAGGUUAGCAGUUGUUUAUCGACAUACGAUGCAUGACAAUUCGAGAGCCAUAUCAACUGUAAAUGCUUCGAGUUGACGACCAGAAUCUUGACAAGACAAGCUUGGAUACUUUCUUGAGAGCCAUCAGAUUAUUGAUGGCCUCACAUGUCCUGGUGUUUUGUACAUUUGCCUUAAUUUUAAUGCAAUGGGUGUAUGCCCAUGUUUUAGAGGACUGAUAGUGUCACGAUGAACAUAUAUUAAUCGGUGUCGCUUGUAUUCUUUCAUGUAUGUCUGCCUAUAUCACACUCAGAUGACUUAGUAGUAAUGAAAUAAACCAUACUCCAGAA
Amphibalanus amphitrite is the source of this 1791-nucleotide messenger RNA. RefSeq names its product NADPH oxidase 5-like. The record is from RefSeq and is a predicted model, not a curated record. Gene Ontology annotation, cellular component: plasma membrane; NADPH oxidase complex. Bases 44 to 1060 code for a protein of 338 amino acids. Gene Ontology annotation, biological process: defense response; superoxide anion generation. Gene Ontology annotation, molecular function: superoxide-generating NAD(P)H oxidase activity. Lineage: Eukaryota; Metazoa; Arthropoda; Thecostraca; Balanomorpha; Balanidae. The transcript is spliced from 6 exons.